AUGUCGAAAUCUCCCAUCACGUGCCACGUGCUCGACUCGACGCUGGGAAAGCCCGCUGCGGGCGUGCGCGUGCAGCUCGAGGCGCUCUCGCCGCUCAACUCGCAGUUCCACAUCCUGGCCACGGGCGAAACCAACUCGGACGGACGCUGCCCCGACCUCCUCACAGGCCACAACGCCAAAGAUGUCCUCGUACCCAAGGGCGUGUACAAGAUGAUCUUCUACACGGGCGAGUACUUUGAAAAGGCGAGCCGCGCCACCUUCUACCCCCACGUCGAGAUCUUCUUCCAGCUCACAGAAUCGCCCGAUCCGCACUAUCACAUCCCCCUCCUCCUCUCGCCGUUUUCGUACACCACCUAUCGAGGUUCUUAG
This is a messenger RNA of Moesziomyces antarcticus, 369 nucleotides long. RefSeq names its product transthyretin family protein. The coding region runs from base 1 to 369 and encodes 122 amino acids. The record is from RefSeq and is a predicted model, not a curated record. NCBI's taxonomy places the organism in Eukaryota, Fungi, Basidiomycota, Ustilaginomycetes, Ustilaginales, Ustilaginaceae. The transcript has 2 exons. Gene Ontology annotation, molecular function: hydroxyisourate hydrolase activity. Gene Ontology annotation, biological process: purine nucleobase metabolic process.